AUGAAGAAGAAGAAGAUGAACCCAUUGGUGUUGGUCGCCGCCUUUGCGCUUCCUUUUUCCGAAGCAUUCACCUGGGCAGUGAAUCCGAACUACUACGAAAUCGGGAGCUGCGCUCUUAAAAAAGCGCGAGACCUCGGGGUCGCCAUUACCAAACCUGUCCAAGUUAUCGAGACUCGCGCGUGGCGUAGACCGUGUGGCCAACUGCAACUCGUUGGCAUCGCAGUGUCCCUGAACGACUUCUGCGACAACAAGGAGAACAAGAAGGACCUGCGCAACACGUCGCAGAGCAAAUCGGCGGCCAUCGUGACGGCGACGCAGUUCCGCGACAUGCGUGGCAGCAUCAAGGACGGCUGCUCCAUCGACCUGUCCACCAAGGGCACCGCUGGCCUCAUCGUUUCCCUCGUCGAGAUGAACCUGCGCUCGGGUGUGCUCAACCGUUCCUGCAUCGACUACGUCAACAUCGUGACCAAAUUCCACAUCCCGAGCGACAAGGACGAGCGCUGCGGACGCGUGCGCGCCGACGAGUACCGCUACUUCGCCACGUCGCAAUCGCUGCAGCUCAGGCUUCACUCACGCACGCCGCUGUCGACCUUCUUCGAAGGCUACACCCUCGCCGUCGUCGUCACCAGCUUCACCGAAGCUUCGUCACACGACGGAGGCUGCGCGCCGCACGAGUUCCAAUGCGUGGCCGGCGGGCGCUGCAUCUACAAGCACUACCAGUGCGACAACAUCAACAACUGCGGCGACAACAGCGACGAGGAGCAGCUAGGGAACUCCAUGUGCCUGAUGCCCCUCAGCUCCCUCGUCCUGAUCACCACAGGCACCGUGCAGUUCGCAGUCACGUGGCUCCUCGUCCUCUGCUGUUGCAUUCGGAGCGCCCUCUCGUCGAAAAAGGCGGUGCUGGAGGAUCGCACGGACACGGAGACGCUGCAGAACCCGAGCAGCGCGGCGGCGCCCCCACGUCGCAGCACUGUCAGCCUCGAGGACAACGAGCCGGGCGGGGUGAGCGAGGAGGUGCAGAGCGAGGCCAUGACUCCAGAGGCCGAGGCCCCUCUCUCGGGACUCAGCCCUGUGGCGCAGGCCAAGCGCUCAAUACCACGGCCCUAUCGCGGUCCCCUCUUCUCCUCCAUGAUGAGGAAGACGGAGCCCGAAGAACAAGUGCCCCUGUCACCCACGUCGUGA
Molecule: messenger RNA, 1182 nt
Organism: Rhipicephalus sanguineus (brown dog tick)
Lineage: Eukaryota; Metazoa; Arthropoda; Arachnida; Ixodida; Ixodidae
Exons: 6
Coding region: 1-1182 (393 amino acids)
Molecular function (GO): protein binding
Source: RefSeq, a predicted model, not a curated record